Molecule: messenger RNA, 945 nt
Organism: Daucus carota subsp. sativus
Lineage: Eukaryota; Viridiplantae; Streptophyta; Magnoliopsida; Apiales; Apiaceae
Exons: 2
Coding region: 1-945 (314 amino acids)
Molecular function (GO): nucleic acid binding; RNA-DNA hybrid ribonuclease activity
Source: RefSeq, a predicted model, not a curated record
AUGGGUGUCGGGUCAAGUUUCAUUUGGCAAGGAAUUGUCACGGCUAGAAUUGAGGCAAUGCAAGGUUACAGAUUAAGUGCCAAGGGAGUGAAUCUUCCUCUUAAUUGUCCGAUGUGUGGCUAUGAGGUGGAGGAUCUCCUUCAUGUUUUCUUCAAUUGUCCUUUUGCUUUAGCUUGUUGGCAUGUGGUAGAUGCAGGGUUUGAUUUAUCAAUGGAGAUGUCUGCUCCGUUAUGGCUUCUUACAAAGAUUGAAACAGGCCCUAGUGAGGAGAUUCUGAAAAUUGCUAGAGUUCUGUGGGGAGUCUGGUUUUUCUGUAACAAAAAAAUAUGGGAAAAUCAGAUUGUCACUGCAGAAAUAGCCAUGGCGUGGAGCACCAAAAGCAUAGAAGACUGGAAGGAAGCUGUGGGUAAACCUGCUAAUCAGGGAGUUAUCACUUCUCAGAGGUCAUCUCAGGUUCCUGUCAAGUGGUCGAAACCAGAGUUGGGGGCUAUGAAACUUCAUGUGGAUGCAGUAGUGACUCUAGGUGCACCUGCAUUUUUUAUUGGUCUGGUUCUUAGAGACCACACGGGGGCCUUAGUGGGUGGUUACACGAUUAGUAAAAGCAUGGUUAACAAAGUGUUUGAGGCUGAAUCACUUGCUGUCCUUGAAGGCUUGACUUGGCUUGCCUCCAUGAACCAUGACAAGGUGAUAAUUGAAUUUGAUUCCCUUUUCACAGUGCCAGCCUUACAAACCUCCUCUGUCAACUUACUGGAAGUUGGGUUUAUUUUGGAUGCCUGCCGUAAUAUACUUGAAUCUAGAUCAGGUUACAAAAUCUCCUUUGUUAAAAGACAAGCAAAUAGGGUCGCUCAUUUAGUAGCUAAAUUACCCUGUUCCCUGAAUUGUCAAAACGUGUUAACGUCUCCUUCAGAUCUGUUGUUGGAGGCUCUUCUUCUUGAUAUUUCGUAA